This is a messenger RNA of Prorocentrum cordatum, 1662 nucleotides long. The record is from the annotation of a GenBank genome assembly. NCBI's taxonomy places the organism in Eukaryota, Dinophyceae, Prorocentrales, Prorocentraceae.
AUGGCAGUCGCAGCGCAGGACGCUGCUGCCGCCCUGGCGCCGCUGGUUCGAGCGGCAGCCGAAGGCGCGGCAGCGGGAGGCGCUGCGAGGCACGGCAUCGCGGCCGCCGUGGCCGCCGCGGCACGCGUCGGUGCUGAGCUGAUCGGGGGCUGGGCUGCAGAUGGAGCUGGCGAUGAGGACGCCGAGCUUGCCCUGCGGCUUCGGGCCAUCCGGCCAGCCCUGGCGCGCCUGGUCCGCGGCGAGAGGGCUUCGGGCGCCGAGCGGGCGACUCGGAACCUCGGGGCCCGCGCCUUCCUCGGUGAAGGCGCCGAGGUCCUCGAGGCCACGCUCGAGCGGCCGCAGGCCAGCCAGCGCCGCGGGCGGUCUGGCGCCCUCGCCCCAACGGAUCUGGGGGCUCUCAGCCGUCCUCUCCCUGAGGAGGGAUGGCGACCCAGCCUGGAGGCGAGGCGCCGCAGCAUGGCGCCGCCCAUGGACGAGUGCGGCUACAACGGCGAUGCGAAGAACGACGAUGACGGGCAUCAGCAUCACGUGGAUGAGCAACAGCACGCGCAGCUGCACAACCAGUACGAAAUCAAGUACGGCGUCGGCGACGACGAGCUCGAAGGCUACGACGGCGAUCGCGGGCCUGAUGGGGUCAGAUUCGAGUCCAAGCCCAAGCUCGGGGGCGAGAACGGUCUCGGCUCGGGCGAGGUGCAGGCGCCCCUCGGCACCCAGCACGACGAGCCGAGCGAUGUGCAGGACGAGGGCGAGGACGAGGAGUGCACGGACGUGAGCCUGGGCGCUGCGUUGGCAGCCGAGCCCGCCACGUGCACAACAUGGAAAACGGCCGCGAGGCGAGGGAGAGCCGAGACCCGCGGCGCUGGCUUCGUCUUCUCUGAUCGUGUGCGGGCGGCGCCUGAGGCGGUUCCUCCGCCCCUCGCCUCUGGCGCGCAGUGGUGGCAGUGGAGGCUCGAGGAGCUCGGGCGGGAAGGCGGCCCGAAAGCUCCCAGCGCCUGCCCGCCGACCACGGUGGUGAAGGAGGUCGAGUGCGAGAGGGACUCGGCCGAUGCGAACGAGUACGACCUGCACGACUGGCCCCAACAGCACGUCAACGCACGGCAGCCCGUCGCACAGGCGAAAGGCAAUGGCUUCCUCGCAGUGCCCGAGCAGGAGGAGCCUGAGAGAAGCCCACCCGAUGAGGACGGUGAUGAGCAUCAUGAUGAUAAGGCUGAAAAUUAUGAGCCUCUUGGUAGCGACCCGUCGGAGUACGCUGUCAAGCACCACGAGCGCAUGCAGCCAGUCGUUGCACAGCAGGACAUCCAGGAGAAGGUUGGGAUCGGCUCUGCGGGCCCCAAGAGGGAGGUACACGUCGAGGAGGAGUGUACGUUCAGGGCGGACUCCCUGUGGGGCCAGGAACAGGAGUCGGAGGCAAAGGACAUGGUUGCAUCGGAGCCCGCUCUCGCCGAGACGCCGAUGCGCGAAUACACCAAGGCGGUCUCCGAGCAGCAAUCCGACGUCAACCAGCAGUGCGACUCCGAGCAGCCCGAGGAGCAGCAGCAGUUCCCUUCGGAGCGGGCGGAGCUCGUAGUGCUGUGGGCCAGGUACAAUGGGCUGAUGGCUGGGGCUCGCGCCGUCUUGGGCGCCAAGCUGCACGCAGCCCGCGAGGCGCGCGACAGGCGCUGA